AAUUUGUUUGGACAUAAUAUUAAAAGGAUUUUGUUCAGUCCUGUCUCAUUCUCAUCACAUACCAUGCUAAUAAACUGAUUUUUAGACUUUACUUCUGUCCGCCCCUGCCGUGCUUCUGUCAUAAUAUUUUGUCGCCUGCAGUCUAUGUUACUAACGCUUUUUUUUACAGUAUAAGAUUUGGACCAUGCAAUUAUAAACUUUUAACUAUAAUUUUAUUAAUUAUCAUGAAAUAAAUGUGGACAUAGUGUUCUUUAGUUAAAACCGAAAUAGUUACUAUGUAACUUCUUAUUAGUGAUAGUGAUAGUGGUUGUUGCUUUUGCAUGGGAUUAUAAGAUUGAAAAGGGGCAUCAAAAUGGAUAUGAUAUCCGUAUAUAACCUUAAAUUAAAGGCCUUAUUGGAGAAAUUACUGGAGUCGCAAUUACAAUUAAAAGAUGAUAGAAACAUUAAUAUACUCCUGUCUUACUUAUCUGAGUUGGGAGAAGCAUUGCUUAAUUUACCCAUAUUAGUAGAAUGGGUUCAAAAAGCAGUUGAAUAUUGGGAAUCGUUAAAUAAUCCAGCCUUACCUGUUGUUUUAUCGUUUACGUUUAAUUUAACCGCGUUAUUGGUAAAAUGCGAGUAUAGAUUUUACUUGUUCUCCUCAAAAGACUAUAUUUUAAGACUAUGCAAUAUCUUAAAAUCAACAGUACCACUUCCUCCUUCAAACAAAUUAGCAUACAUUAAAUUAUUAAUCAGUUUGACAUCACAUAAACCUGGUCUAAACUGGUUGAUUACAUCACAAUUUUGGAAAGAUGGUGUUAACUUUUGUUUUACAUCAGAGACUGUUUACGUACAAAAAGAAGCAUACACAUUUGUGUACUGUCUCUUAAAGAAUAGCACCGAAGCAUGUGAUCAUUUUUGUUCCAUUGUAAUAAAACAAAUUUUAAGUCAACUGAUAAAACCAAGCAAUCAAAAUUUAAAUUGUAUCAACGAUCUUUCAGCAGUACAAGAAAUAAUUCACAUUUUAAAACUCGUAACCUUUAUACUUCAGUCGUUCAUUAAAGAUAAAACAUUUACACCCCAAAGACUCAAACUUCCUGCAAUCUUUAUAAAAGAUAUUAACUUAGAACAAAUUAUUUGUAACCUCAUGUUAACUCUAAGGGAACCCGAAUUUUACCAUGAACUGGCUAGCUUGAUGUUGGUUUUAAAUCAUUUAAGUCUGAUCAUAGAAAAUCAAAUUGAUUCAAUUCCUACAACGGAAUUAAGAAAAUUGUACGUAAAAAAUUUACAGCUUCUAACAGAUCACAUGAACACUUGUUCAGUUGAUCAAUUUCUUGUGAUGUGUCAUAACGGAGAACUUUACUGGAAUGUUCUGCGUCCUCAUUUGCCCAAAUUAGAUGACAUAAAGGCUAAUAAAUGCGAUAUGUCGAUGUUGUAUCUCAUCAUUCAUUCAGUUCCACUUUAUUCAUUAGCAAUUACAUCUUGUUCAAAAAGUAUUAUAGAAGAAGAAGACGAAAUAAAAGAAUUGUUCUAUGAAGAAGUGAUAGCCUCCAUGUGUGAAUCCACCUUACGAACAGUUUACAAAAUUAGAGACAAGUGUAUUAAAGACGAAGAUCAACUCUUUUACAUCUGUUACAAGUGUUUAUUAAAUGUAGAAAGAUGUCAAAUUUUCUAUGAUAAACCUGAAGCUACUUCAAUAUUCCGUUGUGUAUGCCAUUCAUACAAAGACAUUAUCGUUUCUUUGAAAGAUAAAUCCGGAUUAGUUUCAAAGUUUAUGAACAGAGAAAAUUUCCUAUGCACCAUCAUGAACGUUAUCACGAAAUUCGUUACCAAUUUCGACAUUACGUGGACCGAUGCAUUUGAAAUAGUCUGUUUAAUAGAUGCCUGUCUGGACUAUCUUAAUUUUAUGAACUGGUCCCCUAAGAUUGCUUUGGGAAGUUUAAAAAUGCUUAGAAUUUUAAUAUCGAAAGGUAUGACACCUAGCAUGGUGCUGUUGUCUGAUCAGGCUUACGAAACACCCCUUGCUACCGUACCAGUGAUUCUUUACAACAAAUUGCACGAUCCAAACUGGGAAAUUAGGGACACAUCUCUCGAAGUUCUGCACACUUUAGCUAUUAUAGCUCAAGACAAAUUUCCAUCGUUUCAAAAUAUAAUAAUGAGUUCUAAUGUAACUUCUUUGUUAAUUAUAAUUUGUACUGGCGAUGGAGAAAGUUACGUGAGGGCGAGUGCUUUAAAGUGCUUACAAGAACUGGCUAAAAUUCAACAAAUUUGGACAAAAAUUCUUGUAAACGAAAAUUUACCUAAUAAAGUCGUAGAGAUAUUUGAAAAUGAAACGGAAGCAAUAGUUCGCAGCGAAGCAGCAACCUUAAUGGAAGUGAUAUAUCAUUAUCAUACCAUCCAGAGUGAGUUGUUGCAUCAGGUGUAUACUGUAAUGUACUAUGCAGCGACUAUGGACCUUCACUGGGAAGUACAGGUGAAAGCUUUGGGCUUUUGGCAAACAUUGAUUUUUAAACAGCUGGUAAACCAAGGUAUGAUUGAUGGCACGUUUCCUAGCGUUACGUUUUCAAAAGAAAACCGUAAAAUUGUCACACUAACCGAAAAAGAAAUCCAAUCGCGUCUUAUCAAAGUUUUACACUAUUUAAGCAAAUGCGGCUGCUUAGCCGUAUUAUUAAAUGCAAUGCAUGAAAGUUCCGAUCUUGCUGUCAAUAAAAAGGCUGUUAAAGUGACAAAAAAACUUCUCGAAGUUCUUAGGAACCACAGCAUCAUUCCUUCAUCGACAAUUAAGUGCGAUAGUCCUUCAUCACCAGUCUGUUCUCUUAAUAAUGACAUUUUCGAAGUGAAACUUAACUCACCAACAUCUUUUGCUAAUUGUUCGUUACUUUCUGAUAACGUCAUAAACCAAAUAGUAAGUUCACAUGAUUCAAGCUUACUCUCGAACGUUUAUGUGUGUGACUCGUCAAAAGCUUUAACGAGUUCAAAUGUUGUUAAACAAGAAAUUAAAGUGGUACCUCCUUUUGAAUUUCUCGAAUUCACUAAGAGGGAUUUGGAUCUGCUCAUUGUGGAGAGGCAGCAGUGGUUGAAUAAAUUGAACGAUUUGACGUCACUUCUUGAUGAUAUGUUGAAGAAUUAUGGCGAUUUUAAUUAUGUAAAUGAGAUGGAUUGUUAUUAGUUUUUUAAGUGUAAUUUUCUUGUAAGUUGAUUCAUACCUAGGUAGGGAUAUUAUUUUAUAUGCAAGAAAACAUUAAAAUAUCAAAAAAU
Agrilus planipennis (emerald ash borer) is the source of this 3234-nucleotide messenger RNA. RefSeq lists its product as uncharacterized. The transcript has 6 exons. Gene Ontology annotation, biological process: positive regulation of protein phosphorylation; DNA damage response; cell population proliferation. The coding region runs from base 353 to 3145 and encodes 930 amino acids. The record is from RefSeq and is a predicted model, not a curated record. Lineage: Eukaryota; Metazoa; Arthropoda; Insecta; Coleoptera; Buprestidae. Gene Ontology annotation, cellular component: nucleus.